CGCAUCGCAAAACUUCAAGAUUUGUCUCUGAGAUUGACUGAAACAAGCACUUUCGGCAACGUUAUCGUCGCGAGAGUCAGAUUAAACAUACCGAAACUGCAGGAACGACCUCUUUGACGACAACUCGGUGCGCCCGCACAAUGAGCAGCCAUUAAUACAUAGGCGAACUACUGGGCCAACGUCAAUCAUGGCAUACAAAGCAUCCUCCCGCACAACUUUCGAGCCUUCUAAAGUGAUUCAACCAAUAUAUACUGGCGGUAGUGUAUCACUCAGCCACGAUGGAAGAGCCCUUGCUACAGUCCUCGGCGAGGAGGCCCUGCUCACCGACCUGAACAACGGUCAACAUUUGGCACGGAUCGAAGGCGAUGGCGAGGCAAUUACUUCUUUGCAGAUCACCCCCGAUGCGUCGCAUCUUAUUGUAUGUUCACGGUCGCUAUCUAUGCGCAUAUAUGCUCUCAGAGGUGCCUCAUCGGACAGUGAAGUCACAACCAAGUUAGUUCGAACAAUCAAACCGCACGCAACCCCCGUCGUUGUCACUGCGGUCGAUGCCGCAAGCUCUCUGCUUGCCACAGGCGGAGCAGACGGCAUAGUCAAAGUAUGGGAUAUCCGAGGGGGGUACGUGACACACACCUUCCACGGCCAUAGCGGCGUAGUGUCUGCACUUCAUUUCUUCCAAGUGGAAGAACAACGUCAAGCGCCCUCAAAAUCUCAAAAAAGGGCCAAUCAGCCACUCCAUCAAGGCGGCGAGAUUGAAAACAUCGCAACAACGACUACAUAUCGCCUGGCAUCUGGUGGUGAAGAUGGAAAGAUCAAGGUCUGGGAUUUGCAUAAGAGAAAGAGUGCUGCGACGCUAGACGCUCACGUUUCAGUGGUUCGGAGUCUCAAGUUCUCGACCGCACGGCAGUUGCUAUUGUCUGGAAGCAGGGAUAAAACUGCCAUGUUGUGGGACGCGAAUACCUGGAAGCUUGUUUCGACUACUGCUGUACUCGAGACUAUCGAAACAGUCGGAUUUCUGGCCGAUGACGAUGCUUUUUUCACUGCUGGGGAGACUGCUCGACUAAGGAUAUGGGAGAUCGCGUCAGGCAAAGAAAUCACAGAAGAACAAGAAGCAGGCUCCGAGCUCGAUGGUAUCCUGGAUGUGAUACAUUUUCCAAACCUUUCGUUCCUGUUGACCGUGCAUGCGGACCAGACGCUUAAGCUCCAUGCUCUUGAGUCGGUCUCGAAGCUGUCGGGUCGGAAGGUAGAUCCGCUGCCCAUUAUUCGCAGGAUCAGUGGAAACCAUGACGAGAUCAUUGACUUAGCAUAUAUCGGGCGGAAACGGAAUCUUCUUGCUAUGGCUACAAAUUCGGAAGACAUCCGAAUCAUCUCGUUAUCUACAACCACCGAAGUCGAAUCUGCAUUACAAUCUUCUCCUUACUUUGGAGCAGACGUGGCAGUACUCAAGGGCCAUGAUGAGAUCAUUAUUACGAUCGACACUGACUGGUCCGGGCACUGGCUGGCAACAGGUGCAAAAGAUAACACCGCCAAGUUGUGGAGGCUUGAUCCUGAAGCAAACUCAUUCGAAUGCUAUGCAACCUUUACGGGCCACGCUGAGAGCAUCGGCGCGGUGGCCCUUCCAAAUGCUGUGCCGUCCGUUGGCUCAAAGGAACACGAAAAUCCUUUGGCAUUUCCGCCGAAGUUCUUGAUUACCGGCAGCCAGGACAAGACUAUCAAGCGAUGGGACAUAGGCGCGACCACUGGGAAAGCGCCGCGCGCCGUGUACACUAGGAAAGCGCACGACAAAGACAUCAAUGCCAUCGAAACCUCAUUCGCCCUCCAAUCGCCCAUGUUUGCCUCGGCUUCGCAAGAUCGAACCGUGCGAAUUUGGGAUGUAGAAAGUGGCGAAGCUAUGGGAGUGCUGAGGGGCCACAAGCGCGGUGUCUGGUCUGUUGCAUUUUCACCACCCGGUCUACCUGGUCUGACAACCACCGGAGAGGGCGGUGGCGCAAGUACUGCACGUGGCAUGGUCGUUACAGGAAGUGGUGACAAAACUGUGCGCAUAUGGAAUUUGACCGAUUACAGCUGUCUGCGGACAUUCGAAGGCCAUGUCAACAGCGUUCUCAAAGUGAUAUGGCUGCCUUCGUCUCGCGCAGGUAAGGACAGCCGCGGUGUGCAGGUUGCCAGCGCGGCGGGAGAUGGACUCGUGAAGGUGUGGGAUGCUCAAAACAGCGAGUGUGCAGCCACUCUCGACAACCACAUUGAUAGAGUAUGGGCUUUGGCCGUACGGCCUCAGAUUCCCGCCCUGGAGAAAGGGCGACAGAAAAACAAUGGUUCGUCUGCAACAGCGACGAACGAGGAUGACGAUGAGAACAUCGCCCAUGAUGGCACGCCUGAUUCAGCCAGUUCGCUGGAGCUGGUGUCGGGAUCUGCGGAUAGCACCUUGACAUUCUGGAUCGACACGACCGCCGAGACAGCAUUGCAAGCAACUACACAAGCGACAGCCCGGAUAGAACAAGAUCAAGAACUACAGAAUCAUAUCCGCGCCAACAAUUUCCGCGAGGCCAUUGAGCUCGCGCUGCAGCUAAAUCACCCAAAGCGGCUACUUGAAUUAUUCUCCACUGUGGUCAACGGGCCGCACACAGCUGGAAGCUUCACGGGCAGGAUAGAGGUUGAUGAAGUACUUGCCUCCUUGAGCAACAGCCAGAUCUGGGCUCUGCUUAGACGGGUCAGGGAUUGGAAUGCCAAUGGUCGCACGUUUCACAUAGCACAGCGUGUGCUGUACGCCAUGAACUGCACAUAUCCGAAAGAGCGGCUCUUGAGCCUACAGCGGAGAAAGGCAUCAUCCGUUCUGCCAAACGACGACGAGGAGCUUGUGAGUGCUAUGUCGGAACUGAGCACCAAGCAACGGACGCAAAGUAAGGAGAGCGUCAAGGACGUCCUCGACGCUCUAAAGGCAUACACUGAUCGUCACCACUCGCGGCACGAGAAGACGGCUGAUGAGCGAUACGUUCUGAUGUGGGCAUUGCAGGAGAUGGAUGAAGUGAAUGGUGGCCUGGAUGGCUCCCUCGAAGUGACCAAUGGCGUUGCACACGACGAUGUUCUCAUGCUUGAUAAUGUAUAA
This is a messenger RNA of Dissoconium aciculare CBS 342.82, 3100 nucleotides long. RefSeq names its product WD40 repeat-like protein. Gene Ontology annotation, biological process: endonucleolytic cleavage in 5'-ETS of tricistronic rRNA transcript (SSU-rRNA, 5.8S rRNA, LSU-rRNA); endonucleolytic cleavage to generate mature 5'-end of SSU-rRNA from (SSU-rRNA, 5.8S rRNA, LSU-rRNA). Gene Ontology annotation, cellular component: small-subunit processome; nucleolus; 90S preribosome. NCBI's taxonomy places the organism in Eukaryota, Fungi, Ascomycota, Dothideomycetes, Mycosphaerellales, Dissoconiaceae. The coding region runs from base 188 to 3100 and encodes 970 amino acids. The transcript is spliced from 2 exons. Gene Ontology annotation, molecular function: protein binding; U3 snoRNA binding. The record is from RefSeq and is a predicted model, not a curated record.